AUGGGUGAUACAACCUGCCCAAUGUGUGCAGGUGGGGGUGAAGAGAACAUGCAUGUCUUUGUUCGGUGCCAUUAUGCUCAAGAAGUGUGGAGAGCAGCUACUAUCCCUAUACCUACUACCAGUAUCACCGAGUUUAAGGAUUGGCUAUUAUAUUUGGUGAAAAACGUUGGCAAGGAGACAUUUGCAAAAGUCAUGAUGCUCAUUUGGGGUAUAUGGAAGAAUAGAAACACACAAGUUUGGGAAGGAAGUAAACAACAUCCACAUGAUGUGGUACUGAUGACCAUGAGUUGGCUGGAAGAUUUUGUGAAAGCUAAUGGUGAUGGAAAACAACAGUCCCCACGAAGCAACAGCUGGAGCAAGCCACCAGAGGUUUGGCUCAAAUGCAACAUUGACGGGGCCUUCAAAGCACAAUCAGGACAAAGUGGAAUGGGUUUUGUGUUUCGAGAUUCAAGGGGGCAGUUUAGAGCAGCUAAUGCUCGACCAUUGCUCUAUGUUAGCUGCUGCAUUGAACCAAGAGGAAGGAGAUCUUGCUAUGCAUGGUUUUCUGAUUGA
This is a messenger RNA of Rosa chinensis, 552 nucleotides long. RefSeq lists its product as uncharacterized. Bases 1 to 552 code for a protein of 183 amino acids. Lineage: Eukaryota; Viridiplantae; Streptophyta; Magnoliopsida; Rosales; Rosaceae. The record is from RefSeq and is a predicted model, not a curated record. The transcript has 2 exons.